Molecule: messenger RNA, 3898 nt
Organism: Glycine soja
Lineage: Eukaryota; Viridiplantae; Streptophyta; Magnoliopsida; Fabales; Fabaceae
Product: receptor-like protein kinase
Exons: 2
Coding region: 440-3691 (1083 amino acids)
Biological process (GO): protein phosphorylation
Cellular component (GO): plasma membrane
Molecular function (GO): protein kinase activity; protein binding; ATP binding
Source: RefSeq, a predicted model, not a curated record
UGGAAUUGGUUCGCUUUUUUGGUUCUUUUGUUCAAGUGACUUGACUUGAGUAAACGGUUGUUCAUUCAUGAUAUUCAGAAACAGGGAUGGCAACUGAAACUGCAACUGGCAAGAAACUACUCGAACUAGCAUUAUUUCUUUUAAAGGAAUAUCAUUAUUAAAUGAAUAUGUGAAUGUGAGUGUGAAAAUUUGAAUAAAUGAGACACCGUUUAUUUAUGACAAAUGAAACGGACAGCAGUGCCUCAGUCACAUGAGUCUUCGCCUCGUAGUUUCUUCACAUUUUCAACCGAGAGUCAGAGCCCAAAACUCUUCCUUACCCCCUUGCAGUUUGCAGUGGUGCUUGCAUGUAAUCUGCAACCAAGGUAAGUAGGGCUUUCUUUAUGCUUAUUUAUCUCCCUCUCAAGUAAAGCAAAAGCAAAAGCAGAAGCUGUUCUCCACCAUGUCCAUGAUUUGGAUUGUUUUCUUUUCCUUGUCUUGUGCUGUUGUUUCUUCACUCACCUCCGAUGGGGUGACUCUCUUGUCACUCUUGAGGCACUGGACAUCCGUGCCUCCUUCCAUAAACGCCACCUGGCUUGCCUCCGAUACCACUCCAUGCUCCUCCUGGGUAGGAGUACAAUGUGACCAUUCCCACCAUGUCGUCAACCUUACCCUCCCAGAUUAUGGUAUUGCCGGUCAAUUAGGACCUGAAAUUGGAAAUUUAAGUCGCCUAGAGUACUUAGAACUUGCUAGCAACAACCUUACUGGUCAAAUACCUGACGCCUUCAAAAACAUGCACAACCUCAAUUUACUCAGCCUUCCAUAUAAUCAACUGUCUGGUGAAAUUCCAGAUUCCUUGACUCAUGCUCCCCAACUAAAUCUUGUUGAUCUUUCUCAUAACACUUUAAGUGGAUCCAUCCCCACAAGUAUUGGGAACAUGACUCAGCUCUUGCAGUUGUAUCUUCAGAGUAACCAGUUGUCUGGGACAAUUCCCUCAUCCAUUGGGAACUGCAGCAAAUUACAAGAAUUGUUUUUGGAUAAAAAUCACUUGGAGGGUAUCCUGCCUCAGAGUCUUAACAAUCUCAAUGAUCUUGCUUAUUUUGAUGUUGCCAGCAAUAGACUUAAGGGUACCAUUCCUUUUGGUUCUGCUGCCAGUUGUAAAAAUUUGAAGAAUUUGGAUCUCUCAUUCAAUGACUUUAGUGGAGGCCUUCCCUCAAGCUUGGGGAACUGUAGCGCUUUAUCUGAAUUUUCUGCCGUGAACUGCAAUUUGGAUGGCAAUAUUCCUCCCUCCUUUGGUCUACUGACCAAGCUUUCUAUUCUAUACCUUCCCGAGAACCACUUAUCUGGAAAAGUACCUCCAGAAAUUGGCAACUGCAUGUCUUUGACAGAGUUACAUCUGUAUUCCAAUCAACUUGAGGGAAACAUUCCAAGUGAACUGGGAAAACUUAGAAAACUAGUGGAUCUUGAAUUGUUUUCAAAUCAAUUGACGGGUGAAAUUCCACUCAGCAUCUGGAAGAUUAAAUCUCUGAAGCAUCUCCUUGUGUAUAAUAACAGUCUUUCUGGGGAACUUCCUUUGGAGAUGACAGAGCUCAAGCAACUGAAAAACAUCUCAUUGUUUAGCAACCAGUUCUCCGGAGUCAUACCGCAAAGCUUGGGAAUUAACAGCAGUUUAGUUCUUUUGGAUUUUACAAAUAAUAAAUUCACUGGCAACAUCCCACCAAAUCUGUGUUUUGGCAAGAAAUUAAACAUCCUGAAUUUGGGCAUCAACCAACUUCAAGGCAGCAUUCCUCCUGAUGUUGGGAGAUGUACAACCCUUAGAAGGUUAAUUCUUCAACAAAAUAACUUUACUGGGCCUCUUCCUGAUUUCAAAAGCAAUCCAAAUCUCGAACAUAUGGAUAUCAGCAGCAACAAAAUCCAUGGUGAAAUUCCAUCAAGUUUGCGAAAUUGCAGACAUAUCACUCACCUAAUUUUGUCCAUGAACAAAUUUAAUGGGCCUAUACCCUCAGAGCUAGGGAACAUUGUCAAUCUUCAAACUUUGAAUCUCGCUCACAACAACUUAGAAGGUCCUUUGCCCUCUCAGCUGUCAAAGUGUACCAAAAUGGACAGGUUUGAUGUUGGAUUUAAUUUCCUAAAUGGUUCAUUGCCAUCAGGUCUGCAGAGCUGGACAAGGCUAACCACAUUAAUUUUGAGUGAGAAUCACUUUAGUGGGGGCCUCCCAGCUUUCUUGUCGGAAUAUAAAAUGCUUUCUGAACUACAACUUGGUGGCAAUAUGUUUGGUGGCAGAAUUCCUAGAUCGGUUGGAGCAUUGCAGAGUUUGAGGUAUGGUAUGAAUCUGAGUUCAAAUGGGCUGAUAGGAGACAUUCCUGUUGAGAUUGGAAACUUGAACUUUUUGGAAAGACUGGAUCUGUCUCAGAACAAUUUGACCGGAAGCAUAGAAGUUCUUGGUGAACUCCUCUCCUUAGUUGAAGUCAAUAUUUCAUACAAUUCUUUUCAUGGUCGUGUACCAAAGAAGCUAAUGAAAUUGCUCAAGUCUCCCUUGUCAUCAUUUUUGGGCAAUCCUGGCCUAUGUACCACCACCAGGUGUUCAGCAUCUGAUGGCUUGGCUUGCACUGCAAGAAGCUCUAUAAAACCAUGUGAUGACAAAUCUACUAAACAGAAAGGCCUCAGUAAAGUUGAAAUUGUGAUGAUAGCUCUCGGGUCCUCAAUACUUGUUGUUUUGCUGUUGCUGGGAUUAGUUUAUAUUUUUUAUUUUGGAAGAAAAGCUUACCAGGAAGUCCAUAUCUUUGCUGAAGGGGGUUCUUCUUCCCUUCUUAACGAAGUCAUGGAGGCUACAGCAAACCUAAAUGAUCGGUAUAUUAUUGGCAGAGGAGCCUAUGGAGUUGUUUAUAAAGCCCUGGUGGGUCCAGACAAAGCCUUUGCUGCGAAGAAGAUAGGAUUUGCUGCGAGCAAAGGUAAGAACUUGAGCAUGGCCAGAGAAAUUGAAACCCUUGGGAAAAUUCGGCAUCGAAAUCUGGUCAAAUUGGAAGACUUUUGGUUGAGAGAAGAUUAUGGUAUAAUUUUGUACAGCUACAUGGCAAAUGGAAGUCUUCAUGAUGUUUUGCACGAAAAGACACCACCACUAACCUUAGAGUGGAAUGUCCGGAAUAAGAUAGCUGUUGGAAUUGCUCAUGGAUUGGCUUAUCUCCAUUAUGACUGUGAUCCUCCCAUAGUGCACCGAGACAUCAAGCCAAGCAAUAUACUUCUAGACUCUGAUAUGGAGCCUCACAUUGCUGACUUUGGUAUUGCCAAACUUCUGGAUCAGUCUUCUGCUUCAAAUCCUUCCAUUUCUGUUCCGGGUACAAUUGGCUAUAUUGCACCAGAGAAUGCUUAUACAACAACAAAUAGUAGGGAGUCUGAUGUAUACAGUUACGGGGUAGUUUUGCUUGAGCUGAUAACCAGAAAGAAGGCAGCAGAAUCAGAUCCUUCCUUCAUGGAGGGUACUAUAGUAGUGGAUUGGGUUAGGUCUGUGUGGAGGGAAACAGGAGACAUUAAUCAAAUUGUUGAUUCAAGCCUUGCAGAGGAAUUUCUAGAUAUCCAUAUAAUGGAAAAUAUUACCAAAGUGCUUAUGGUGGCUCUGAGAUGUACUGAGAAGGAUCCACACAAGAGACCCACAAUGAGAGAUGUUACCAAGCAGUUAGCAGAUGCUAAUCCACGGGCAAGAAGUACAAAGGGCUAGGUAAUGGUAUGGUAUCUAUGAGAAUGCAUUUUCCUCCUUAUCUGGCACAAGCGUGGAUGCAAUUUACAUAGGCAAGCUGUAGCUACUAGUUGUGCUUGUGCCAUUUGAAUCUCAGUUGCUAAAUACUUCUUCAUGUGUUUGAUUAUCGCACAAACUAUAUAAAUAAUAGGUAGUUAUCUGCGCAAUCGCUCCUUACCGUUUGGUUAA